GUCACAUGCAACAUUUACAGGAAACUGGCUAGAAGACAGAAGGGGAACUUGAGAACUUGGUUGUUUUCAGCAGAUUAAAACAACACAGAUUUAUCAGCAAGACUGUUGAACGCAUAACUGCCCAAGAUGCCCGUCCCUCCCCCUCCAGCACCCCCGCCGCCCCCAACGUUUGCACUGGCCAAUACAGAGAAGCCUACCUUGAAUAAGACAGAGCAGGCUGGGAGAAAUGCUCUCCUUUCUGAUAUCAGCAAAGGGAAGAAACUAAAGAAGACAGUCACCAAUGACAGAAGUGCACCAAUAUUGGACAAACCUAAAGGAGCUGGUGCUGGAAGUGGUGGUGGUGGCUUUGGUGGAGGCGGCGGAUUUGGCGGAGGAGGUGGUGGCGGAGGCGGUGGAAGUUUUGGAGGGGGCGGACCUCCAGGUCUGGGAGGACUCUUCCAGGCUGGAAUGCCGAAGCUGAGAUCCACGGCCAACAGGGAUAAUGAUUCUGGAGGAAGCCGACCACCCAUGUUGCCACCGGGAGGAAGAUCCACAUCUGCCAAACCCUUUUCACCCCCAAGUGGCCCAGGGAGGUUUCCUGUGCCUUCUCCAGGCCACAGAAGUGGUCCCCCAGAGCCUCAGAGGAACCGAAUGCCGCCCCCAAGGCCCGACCUGGGCUCAAAGCCUGAUAGCAUCCCCCCUCCAGUACCUAGUACUCCAAGACCCAUUCAAUCAAGUCUGCACAACCGGGGGUCCCCACCAGUGCCCGGAGGCCCGAGGCAGCCCGGCCCCGGGCCCACUCCUCCCCCUUUCCCUGGAAACCGCGGCGCUGCUUUGGGAGGAGGCUCAAUACGUCAGUCUCCCUUGAGCUCCUCCUCGCCCUUCUCCAACCGGCCUCCCCUGCCGCCUACGCCCAGCAGGGCCUUGGAUGACAAACCCCCUCCGCCACCUCCUCCAGUAGGCAACAGGCCCUCCAUCCACAGGGAAGCGGUUCCCCCUCCUCCUCCUCAGAACAACAAGCCUCCAGUGCCUUCCACUCCGCGGCCUUCCUCCUCCUCACAGGCCCCACCUCCGCCGCCACCUCCCAGCAGGCCCGGGCCGCCUCCCCUGCCUCCAAGUUCCAGCGGCAAUGACGAAACCCCAAGACUCCCACAGCGGAAUCUGUCCCUCACUUCGUCCACGCCCCCCUUACCUUCGCCAGGACGUUCAGGUCCUCUUCCUCCCCCGCCCAGCGAGAGACCUCCACCUCCAGUGAGGGACCCGCCAGGCCGAUCAGGCCCCCUCCCACCACCUCCUCCAAUAAGCAGAAACGGCAGCACGUCUCGGGCCCUGCCUGCCACCCCUCAGUUGCCGUCCAGGAGUGGAGUAGACAGUCCAAGGAGUGGACCCAGGCCUCCCCUUCCUCCUGACAGGCCCAGUGCUGGGGCACCUCCCCCACCUCCACCAUCAACAUCUAUUAGAAAUGGCUUCCAAGACUCUCCAUGUGAAGAUGAGUGGGAAAGCAGAUUCUACUUCCAUCCAAUUUCCGAUUUGCCACCUCCAGAGCCAUAUGUACAAACGACCAAAAGUUAUCCCAGCAAAUUGGCAAGAAACGAAAGCCGGAGUGGAUCCAACCGAAGAGAAAGGGGUGCCCCACCACUCCCUCCCAUCCCGAGGUGAUCUUUGCCUGCUCUUCUCUACCCAAGCUCAAGAGCUGCUUCUGUUGCUAAGAACUGCACACCCUCCUCCCUGCUUCUUCCCUUGUGCCCCAUGUAUGGGCAGGAGGAAAGAUGGGAGGGUGAGUGGGAAUAUGCGUGUGUGCGUGGGAAUCGGUAAGAAAUGCACCUAGCUUUUCAUUGUUUAUUCUCCAAGCUAUUGCUUGCUUCAGCUGCAACCGGGGUCGAUAGGCUUUUGUGGUAAUAGGCAGAGAUGAAUUGCAUCCCAGCUUUCCACCAACCAAAUCCAAACAUUCACUGCUUAUUUGCCACAGACUGUAAUUAUUAAAGUCCCUGAGAGCUGUUUUCUCCCAUUCCUUUUUCGCAUGCUUGGCCUCCUGUUUCCAUGAACCACAGACCACCUAAGCAAGCUGCUGAGUAAGGGCUCACAGGAAACUUUUGCAGUCACAGGAUGUCCAAUCUUUGGCAGUCCGAGCUCAGCUCCAGGACAGAGCUGUCCAAUAGAAAUAUAAUGUGAGCCCCAUAUACAACUUCAACAUUUCUAGUAUAUUUUCAACAAGUGAAGUUAAUAUGCAUCCAAAGUAUUUCAACCUGUAAUCAACAUAAACUUUUAAUGAGAUAUUUUAUAUUAUCUUUUGGUACCGAAUCUUCAGAAUCCAGAGUGUAUUUUACAUUUACUGGUAGCACAUCUCCAUUUGGACUAGUCACAUUUUUAAGUGCUCAGUGGCCACAUGUGGCUGGUGGCUACUGGAUUAGACAGCGUAAGUCUGGAAGAUGGAAGCUAGUGCAGAAACCUUGUUUAAAAAACAAAAAAGGCAAGAUGGGCUUGAGCGAUUCAAGAGGCAACUAAAAAUAAAAUUAGGACCCAGUACCUUGUUUGACACACAGUUUGACCUUCGAUUUUGCUCUCUUAUCUUCCCUCUUCCCUUAAUAUCUGUAUACAAGUGUUGCUUCAAAGUACCAAGGUCAGAAAUUAAUUGAGUACGAUUUACUAAAGUCAUGUGGAAUAAAGCCACUGAAAAGAAACGGAGAGCCUGUCGGGACUUCCGGGCUCAGAACCAGCUGGCGCACGCCCUCACUUGUCAGUUGGACUUCUGCCUUGUGAAAUGGAAGCAGCCUUUGUUCCUCUCUGGCUGAGCAAGUUCCUGAGGCUGGGAGACACUAGGAAGGCUUGGUAGGAGGGGAAGAAAGUCAGGGAAAGGUGUCAAAUCAGAAACAUGGAAGAAGAAGGGAACAGAUUUGAGUUGGUGGGUAAAACUCUAAAAAUCUAACUCUGAUUCUUAUGUAAGGGUUGAGCGAAUUAGGGAGAUUGCUAGUGGAAAUUGGAGGGAAUUUGUUUUGCAUCAUUUGUCUAGGAUCUAUGCAAAUACAGCUCCACUAAAGGACCAUAGGGAAGAGCCAGCCUUGCCUUUUCUUACAUGAUUUUGUUUACAAAAUUUUACUGGGACUUUUAAAUCUAGCUAUAGAGUUGGGAAAAAAUAUUUCCACUUAGAUAUUUUAUAUGGUUUUGUUUAAAAUGACCAUUACUUGUUUUUUAAAAACACAUGACCACAUAUGUAUAUGUAUAUCUACCUAAACAUUGUAUCAUGGUUUCAGUAUGUUAUUCAUGUAUUACUGGGAGAUGCUAACAAGAACCCAACCCAAAGAAAAUUCUGAAAAAUACAUUUCUAUUUAUAGAAUAAAUGUUUCAUUUAUAUAAAAGCAAAAGAACUUAGAGUUCUAAUAAAUGGGAUGUCUAAUAAAUUAUGAAGUUACUGAUUUGAAUAUAUUAUAUUUUUAUAACUUCCUUGCCAAAGUCCUGAUGUAGUACAUUAGAGAACCUGUGUUUCCUCUCUCAUCAACCAUUCAUCUGUCUUCCAUACAGUCAUUUGGGCUUUUUACUCAAAGAGAAUCAAGAAAUAAUAAGGUAUAACAAGCCUGGCAAAGUGUUGGUUUUUUAAAAAAAUUUGUUAAUCUCUAGCAGUUUGGUAAUUUAGCAGCAUCAUUUAUUUGGGAUUCUUUUAUCUGAUUUCAACAGUGAAAAGCAUCCCUGUGAUAAAGCCUAAUGACCCAUUUCACAAAAGAUGGAGUUUCCCCUUCCUAGAAAAUAUGACAGAGAAAAGUCUGACUCAAAGAAAGUGGGUCUGAAUUUUAUAAGGGGUAGUAACAAUUGGACAAUUCCUUUGCGUAUCUGAACUUGGCAGGUACCAUUCUAAAUUUGAAACAGGGUCAUAACUCAAAGUUGCCAUUCAUCCAGAAUAGAGAUCUUUUAGAAUGUAGUGUUUUAAGUGAGUGUUUCAUUAAUACACCUACACCCUUUCUUUGAAAGUUUGCAACCUAAUUGCAUCUAAAACUUUGAGUAAGUUCUGUGGUAAAAUCUUAAACUAUGGAAAAUUACAAAAAUGAAUAUUUUCUUCCCUGAAAUCAGAGCUUACAUGUGUGUUUUUUUCAUAAAAUUUUCAGAUAAAUGUAUUCAACAUGUAAUACAGUAUUUUAACAUUCACCUCUUAUUUUAUAUUGAAAUGUAUUACAGUAUUAAAACUCAGUGUUCAGUAUUUAUUUCACUAUGCAUAUUAUUUAGUAAAAGCCAGGAGAAAUGUUUAAUCCAAUGGUGCCUUACUUUGUGAUUUAAAAGAAGUCAACUUUUUUUAUGUCUAAGUAGCAGAUUAUUUGCAUAUUUGUAAAAACUGUUAGGUCUUUAUAUUUUAAAUUGUAAUACCAGUUUUGUUAUUUUAGUAGCAGAAAUGGGAUGAUUGUUAAAGUUCCUAAAAAAUGUUGGCGUGAAAUUAAUUUUUUCCUCCUUAUAGUCAAGGACCGUAGAGGAAGAAAAACAUUUUUUUCAUGCCAUGCACUAUGUAAACAGACACAUUUUGGUAUCUGUGUCAUCAGGAUAGUGUAAAUGGUAGGGUAGAGACUCCCCUAGACAUCUGCAUCUUUGUAAGUUAGCCAGACAAUAAAGAAAAGCAGAAUGA
Molecule: messenger RNA, 4585 nt
Organism: Mandrillus leucophaeus (drill)
Lineage: Eukaryota; Metazoa; Chordata; Mammalia; Primates; Cercopithecidae
Gene: WIPF1
Product: WAS/WASL interacting protein family, member 1
Exons: 8
Coding region: 127-1638 (503 amino acids)
Molecular function (GO): actin binding
Source: RefSeq, a predicted model, not a curated record